This is a messenger RNA of Octodon degus (degu), 1125 nucleotides long. RefSeq names its product CDC42 small effector 2 (gene Cdc42se2). The coding region runs from base 480 to 734 and encodes 84 amino acids. The record is from RefSeq and is a predicted model, not a curated record. Gene Ontology annotation, molecular function: small GTPase binding. Lineage: Eukaryota; Metazoa; Chordata; Mammalia; Rodentia; Octodontidae. The transcript has 7 exons. Gene Ontology annotation, cellular component: plasma membrane. Gene Ontology annotation, biological process: regulation of Rho protein signal transduction.
CUCCUGUCUCAGCCUCCCCAGUGCUGGGAUUACAGGUAGGGUCAGUUCUGAGUUGGUGGAUAUUGGUGGAUAUUUUGAGUGAAACCUGGAACUAAAUGGAGAAAUCAUCAGGGAACAACUUCUGAUAGAGUUUGCAAGGUAUCAGUGUAUGUAAUACGGAAUAUUCUAAACCCAGACCUAACUGAAUGAGGAGUGGGAUCAAACUCAGGACCUUGUGCUUGCCAGGCUACUUGCUGAAGGCUUUAUGUCAAGACAACAGUUUUACACCUUUGUGCUGAAUUAGAAAGGCUUGUGGAGAACCAGGGACAAAGAAAGGAAGCAACCUACUUCUUUGACUAUAUAAGUUUGACUUCCAAGACGGUGAUAAACAAUUGUUCCUUGGAUUGGGCAUUCCUCGUGUUGAGGACCGUAGCUCGUGAAGCUUCCAGAAGUGAGCUUGGACCCAUCACUGGUGCUCAUUUAUAUCUUGAACUGAAAGCAUGAGUGAAUUCUGGCUGUGUUUCAACUGCUGCAUUGCGGAGCAGCCUCAGCCUAAAAGGCGGCGACGAAUUGACCGCAGCAUGAUCGGAGAACCGACGAACUUUGUGCACACGGCUCAUGUCGGCUCAGGAGACCUGUUCAGUGGAGUGAACUCAGUGAGCUCCAUCCAGAGCCAGAUGCAGUCCAAGGGCGGCUACAGCGCGGGGAUGGCGGCCGGCUCGCAGGUGCAGCUCGUGGACACCACGGCGGGGUAGCGUCUGGCGUCAUCAUGAAUUUCGAUAUCUCCUCUGACCACUAGUCUUACCAUUUUGUUGUCUUGUGAUUGCAUUCUUUCAAUUUUAAUUACAAAAGAAGAAGCGUGAGGACGCAUUUCCCUUCCUCAAAACGACCCGGCCGGUCAGACUUGGCCUUCCGCCUUGAGGAUGCUGCCGUCGGCGCCCACGCAUCCCCCGCAGGCGGGCGGCACAGGGCCAGGCCUGCAGCGUCCAGGCGUCACCAGCGGGGCCUUGCCUUAGCAUGCUGUGCUCCGUGACUGCAGCCGCGGCCUGCAGCUCUCCCACCUUGCUCACCUCCUUCCUGCCUCCAGCCCUCCGCCUUACGCUUUCCCUGUUAGGCUGCGACCCCGUCAUUUGUUAACUUGGCACC